AUGUGGCCAGUGCGUAAUUUUGCUCUGGAAGAAAAAAGCAAAAUUUGCAUACUUUUAUUGAAUGGUCUGGAGGAAAGGGGCGGCGACACGAAGAAGACCAACCAGUACAUCGCUGCUGUUGCGGCCGCCAUCGGUGCUGUGAUCGCCGGCACCAUUCUUGCGUGGACCUCGCCCGCCCUGCCACAGCUGGAGCCCCCGAAGAACGUCACUGCUGCCAACUCCACUGCCACCAAUGCCACAGCGACAAUCCUCGCCGUCGCCAAUGGCAGCUCACCCGUGCUGAUCAACUCACUCGGGCAGCCGGCCGAUUUCCUCCUCGACACAAAGGACAGUUCACUGGUGUCAUCGAUAUUGGCUAUUGGGGCGGCCCUGAGCGCUCUACCCGUAGGGGUCCUAGCGGAGCGCAUGGGUAGGAGGCCCACCAUACUUCUCCUGGCCGUACCCUUUAUGAUCAACUGGCUGCUGACGAUUUUCGCCAACGGAGCUGGCAUGCUGAUAGCCGCACGCUUCUUCGCGGGUCUGGCUACCGGUGGUAUUUGCGUGACGGCACCAAUGUAUAUCGGCGAGAUUGCUGAGACGUCCAUCCGUGGGUCGCUGGGUGCGUUCUUCCAGCUGUUCCUCACCGUGGGGAUCCUUCUGACCUUCGUCAUCGGCGGAUGGACGCACUGGCGCACCCUAUCCAUCAUCUCUGCUGUGUUGCCGCCGCUACUCGUUGCCGUAUUCUGGUGGAUGCCAGAGACCCCGCAAUACCUGUUGAGCCGGAACCGUCGCCGUGAUGCCGAGAAGGCCCUGCGCUGGCUGCGAGGGCCUGACGCCGACCUCACCAGCGAGCUGGAGGACAUGCAGAAAGAUGUGGACGACGCUUCCAGGCAACGGGCGGGCAUGAUGAGCAUGGUCACCAACCGGGCCUCCUUGAUGGCCCUCGUCUGCUCCCUCGGGCUGAUGUUCUUCCAGCAGUUCAGCGGCAUCAACGCCGUCAUCUUCUACACGAACAACAUUUUCCAAUCGGCCGGCUCCAAUAUACCGCCCGCUAUCGCCACAAUCAUCGUAGGAGUGGUGCAGACUAUCGCCACUUAUAUAUCAUCAUUGCUGGUCGAGAGGGCCGGUAGACGGAUCCUGCUUCUCCAGAGCUGCAUCAUCAUGGGUGUAUGCUUGGUCGUUCUUGGCGUGUACUUCAAGCUGCAGACUGACGGUGUGAAUGUCGCUACCGUCGGCUGGAUUCCUCUCGUCUGUCUCGUUCUGUUCAUUAUCUCCUUCUCGCUCGGCUUCGGUCCCAUACCGUGGAUGAUGAUGGCGGAGCUGUUCUCCGUGGAGUUCAGGGGCUCGGCGUCGGGCAUUGCGGUGAUCACGAACUGGUGUUUGGUGUUCGUCGUGACCCUUUGCUUCCCGCUGAUGAAGGACGCGAUUGGUAUUCACAGCUGCUUCUGGUUCUUCGCCGCUUUCAUGGUGAUCUGCGUGUUCUUCGUAUUCUUUUUGAUACCGGAAACUAAAGGGAAGACCGUGAGCCAGAUUCAAGCGAUACUGGGUGGUAAGAAGGUG
Messenger RNA from Iphiclides podalirius (scarce swallowtail), 1539 nucleotides. The record is from the annotation of a GenBank genome assembly. NCBI's taxonomy places the organism in Eukaryota, Metazoa, Arthropoda, Insecta, Lepidoptera, Papilionidae.